AGGGCCCACGUCUGCUCACUUCAAAGGCUUCCACUCCUCCUCCUCCUCCUCUUCCUCCUCCUCUUCCUCUCCAUCCCUCCAUCCUCCUCCUCCUCCUCGAACAUGGAGGCGCUGCCCUGACGCUCGGAGCCGAGGAGCCGACGGGAGGAGCAGAAUAAAGGAGAAGAAGAAGAAGGUGAGCACAGCCGUAGACCAGCAUGCCGUUGGUGAAGAGGAACAUCGAGCCCAGGCACCUGUGCCGGGGGGCGCUGCCGGAUGGGGUGACCAGCGAGCUGGAGUGCGUCACCAACAGCACCCUGGCAGCCAUCAUCAAACAGCUGGGCAGCCUGAGUCGCCAUGCAGAGGACAUUUUCGGGGAGCUGUUUAAUGAGGCCAACAGCUUCUACCUGAGGAUGAGCAGCCUCCAGGAGCGAGUGGACCAGCUGGCUGUGAAAGUCACCCAGCUCGACUCCACCGUGGAGGAAGUGUCUCUGCAGGACAUCAACAUGAGGAAGGCCUUCAAGAGCAGCACCAUCCAGGACCAGCAGGUGGUGUCCAGGACCUCGGUGCCCAACCCUGUGGUGGAGAUCUACCACCGCUGUGACAAGCCUCCACCGCUGAACAUCCUCAGCCCAUACAGAGAUGACAAGAAGGACGCGCUGAAGUUCUACACUGACCCGUCCUACUUCUUCAUCCUGUGGAAGGAGAAGAUGCUGCAGGCCACGGAGGACAAGCGCAAGGAGAAGCGACGACAGAAGGGCUGUCCGGCCCACCCCGACAGGCCCCACUCCAGACAGGCCCCACCCAGGAGCCCCCUGUCCAUCUCUGAGCAGCAGAAGCAGGUGGAGGACCCGGGUCGAGAGGUCAAGAAGGUGCGUAAGGCUCGGAACCGGCGUCAGGAGUGGAACGUCCUGGCCUACGACAAAGAGUUCCGACCCGACGCCAGGCUCACGCCCUCCCCCUACCACGGCAUGUCGUCUGAAGGCUCCCUGUCCCCCGACAGCAGAUCAAUGGCGUCCGACUCCUACCCAGCGAGCCCCAGCCACCCCCCCACCCAGGCCCCCAGCGCCGCCCACCCCAUCGACCACCACGCCAGGGACCACCUCAGUGCCGCGGCCCAGACUCAGUCUCUGGAUCGGGGCCUCAGGCCGGCCAACCAGCCCCCGGGGGCCGGAGGUGCCGCGGGGGCGGGGAGGCACGCCGCCUCCCUGGGCAGGACCCCCUCCGGACACGGCGUCCUGGCCGGAGGAGAUCCCACGGUUAACGGGCCGAGGCAGCAGUCGGUUAAGGAUUACCGAGCUGCACAAGGGGCGCAGCCCUCCACCAUCCCAGAGUACUACAUCCCACCUGCCCCUCCCCCGCCACCCCCCACCAUCCCCUCUGCCCAGACGGCCUUCGACUCCACCACGGCUCCGCCCGGCGCCGCUGCCGCCUCCGCCGUCCCCCCGACCUCCGCCGCCCUCUCCCGCCCUUACUCCCCAUCCCCUCCUCCUCCCCCGGCCAACUACGUGCCAUCUCCCUCCCACCCUCCUUCAGGCGCACCCCCCGCCGCCCCUCCGCCUCCGCCGCCAGGAAAUCUCCUCUUCCACCAGGCCCACCCGUCCCCUGUGGGCAAGUGCGCCUUGGAUGCGGCGGCACAGGCGAGGAAGACGGCCCUGCCGGGGAUGGUCCCGAUGAGCGACGCCCGCUCCGACCUGCUGGCGGCCAUACGUAGAGGUAUCCAGCUGAGGAAGGUGCAGGAGCAGAGGGAGCAGGAGGCGAAGAGAGAACCCGUGGGCAACGACGUGGCCACCAUCUUGUCCCGCCGCAUCGCGGUGGAGUACAGCGAGUCCGACGACGACUCCGAUGCCGACGAGAACGAGUGGUCCGACUAAAGGUCAAAGGAAGUGACCUUUAGCUCGGUGGGUGGUGGUGACGACGAGGGGUAGCCUGCAGGGGGAGACACUGAGGUGGUGGUGAAGGGGCUCGUUAAUCAGAAACAGGAAAAAAGAUAAAAUUCAAUAGUACAAACAUUCACACACAUUCUCACACUGUGUCAGGUCCCUGACGACACCACCCGGAGUGUACAAUAAACACACACUUACAUUUCAACCCCCCCCCCCCCCCUGCGCCCCCAUCCACUCAUUCUUAACCACCAAGCUGUGAAAGCAAACUCCCUCGAUACAUAUUUAAAUUGAUAAUUAUUAGCAAUAUUGAGGCUCUUAAAGUGAAGAGGAGAGAGUUUACAAAACACAUGGUACAGCACAAGAAUAGUUAUAGUGCAAUCACUUAUCUGCCAAAUGUUGAGAAAGGAUUUAUGAGUGAAGUCGUUUGAUAAUCAGGGAAAAAAGUUUUAUUGGCGGACGACGUUUAUGAAACGUGUGAACGCUCGUUAAGAGACGACACCCGACUCGUGGGAGUUUGGUCAAAAUCUGCAGAACAGUUAUUAUUCAAGAAGAUUAAUGAAAAGCUCAAACAUAAUGAUUUACUGUUUUAAGUUUAAAAAAAAAACGAUAAGAACUCCAAACUCCCGGAGAGUCGGUGUCGUGUGAGGAAAGACGCCACCCGCCAGGACGACGCUGGUGUGGGGAAACCAGCGCCACCAGCAGCCGCCUCCUCACAGAGUUCAGUGAUCACUCAUCGUUCACGUCACAGCAUCGAACCAUCGAGCGAGCGAGCUUCAUUACUUUGCGAUAUUUUUUAUUCUACUUUUUAAUUGUUUGGUCUUUUGUAGUUUUACAUUUCCGCCAGUGACUGUGUGCUGUGGUAUUGGUCGUAUUUAAACGCUUCCACUCUCGCAAAGCUCGCCAUCCCGACCCGGGGUCAAAGGUCACGUCCGCUCUUACAUGUGAGGCUUGGUGAACGCAGCCCCCCCCCACCCCGGACUAUAAAUGCAUACGUAUAAGAGACUUUGCAGCAGUAAUAUCAGUAUAUUCUCUUCUCUCUUUACACUAUGAGCUGAUUGGACUGUGGUGUUUUUAAAAUGUGGUUUUUAUUUUUGCAACGUGCUGCGGUGAGUUGUUCACUUUUCUUUAUUUGAGAGCGACUUACUGGACGAUUCCAACUUUUUCUUUUCCAGGUUCCAUGUGAUUUAUGAAUCUAAUCUCGAGCCAGAGCAAACAUCCCAUAAUCACAUGAGUCGAUCAGCUUUUAACUCUGUUUCUACAUUUGUUGUUGUCCCAUUUGUUUCAGUUUUACAAGCUUCAGUGAUUUCUGACGAUUUUGCAGAUAGUGCCACAGCUUAAAGGCAAAGUGCAUUCUGGGAAGUGUAGUGUUAUUCGACAGUGAGCCAUGGAUUUGUCUUUUCAAUAUGAAACAAGUGAACAGAUGCUGUUCCAUGUUAUUUUAAUUUGUCCAUUCGUGUUGACCUGAGCAAAACAUGCACUUUAAACAGUUUCUAGAAAACAGUCACACUAUUUUCUAAAUUUCACAUAAAAGAUAUAAAAUUGAAACUGUAUAUGAAGAUGGUCGACACGUCUGAAGCUCCAGGAAUUAAGCCAAAAUAUUUGUGAUUUGAACUCGGCCAUCUUGCACUAAUUCAGUGAUUUAGAGCCAAUUUUUUUUCCUUUAUUUUAAAACAGAAAGAUUUACUUGACCAUGAAAUGAGCAGCUUAAAGCUGAUUGGCUAAUUGAGGUCAUCAAAAUGACUCAACUAAACCAGAGAGAGAGCAGGUGAAUAUAUCAAAUAUCUGAAACUAUUUUUAGUGCAUCGUUGCUGUUCUCAUCUUAUUUGGUUUAUUGCAGAAAAUGUCAGGAUUUUGAAACUGAUGGGUCUUUUAGGCAGUGAUUUAGUUGUGUGUAUAUAAAACCACAGGGUAGUUAGAGGAACGUGUCACUCAGCAGCUGCACGCUGAUCACAGCUCGGCCGUGUCGAUAAGCUCCCGGUUGGUUCCCGCUCAAUUGUUUGAGGAAACUGUGCCAACACCUGCAUUUCUGGACCUGAUUGUUGAAUUAAAAAAAAAAGAGCAAAUAUCAAACAGCUCAAAUGUGGAUGUGCUGGAGACCUGGAAUGAACUUCAGCCAGUAAAAUGGGUUCGAGUUCGACUCAAAAUCUGGAGAAGGAACAAUCCAGGUACGACUGUGGUAUCUCGUGGUUUUGUUGUUAUGCAAGAGCCACAGAUGAAGUCAGUGCUAAAAAUAAGCCAGCGUUUCUGGAUCACAGCACUUCACGGCCUUUCAGUGUCCUAGAAUGUAGAGCUGUGACUGAAACACGCCGACAAAACUCUGGUUCUUGCCAUUUCUCAGAAACUGAAAACCACAGUUAACAAACCUGGGAGAUAAAAAGCAGCAAAUCCUUAUUUAAUAUUCUCAAAAAAAAGAAAAAAGAAACCUGAGGCACCAGAUGCAGAGAUGUCAAACCCUCUAUACCUUAUGUAUCUAUGGCUACUUGUGAAGAAACGUCAUCGUGUUGAAAAUGUGAGAAAUUAAUCAUGUUGUAUAGACUUUUGGUAAAGAAAAGCCUGUAAAGUGAAAAAAAAAAUACAUUUGGAGUUAUAUAACCUAGACAACGAAGCAAAAUAAAACUGUGUAAUGCACAUUAAACGCAACUGUUAGCAAGUAUGCAUGUACCUAUAGACAAUAAAUGGUGAAAUCAA
Platichthys flesus (European flounder) is the source of this 4553-nucleotide messenger RNA. RefSeq lists its product as uncharacterized. Gene Ontology annotation, biological process: positive regulation of Arp2/3 complex-mediated actin nucleation; actin cytoskeleton organization. Gene Ontology annotation, cellular component: cytoskeleton. Gene Ontology annotation, molecular function: actin binding; Arp2/3 complex binding; protein kinase A regulatory subunit binding. The transcript is spliced from 11 exons. The record is from RefSeq and is a predicted model, not a curated record. NCBI's taxonomy places the organism in Eukaryota, Metazoa, Chordata, Actinopteri, Pleuronectiformes, Pleuronectidae. Bases 198 to 1853 code for a protein of 551 amino acids.